GGGGCAAUCUAGUACCAACCCACUCGCCUUACAUAUGAAUUUCCACGACUAUCCAUUCAUCUAGUUCUGGUUGAUUAAUUAAUUCAACGAGCUCCUUUUCCCUUAUUCUCUUAAGUCUCUAGCCUCCCUUCGUUGUCUACCUAAUCCAGCACAUAACCUGUUUUACCGCUCAUCCCAGUUUAAACCUAAACUUUCUUGUCUUUUCCCUCUAGCUUUACUUCUAAGCAACCAUCCCAAAAAUGGCGGACCGCAUCAGAGAGAGAAUGAACCAGCUCCGUCUGGAGGCUGACGAGUCUGCUGCCAAAGUCGAAGAGCUACAGGCUAAAGUUAAGGUUCUCGAGCAGGAAAACCUCGCCAAAGAGCAAGAGAUCACCUCCCUCUCCCACAAGAACGGCCUUCUCGAGUCUGAGAACGAGAAGCUCGACACUACCAUCAAGGAUUUGAAGAAGACGGCCGAUGAGGGCUUGCAACAUGGUACGCACAACGAGACCCUCCAACGAAGACUUCAGCUGCUUGAGGAAGAAGCCGAGGAAGCAGACAAGACCCUUCGUGAGACAAAUGAGAAGCUUCGCCAGACUGACGUGAAAGCCGGCCAUUUUGAGCGCAAGGUACAGGCGUUGGAGAACGAGCGGGACCAGUGGGAGACGAAGUACGAGGAUAUGUCCAAGAAGUACCAAGCUCUCCAGAAGGAGUUGGAGGACCUCCAGGCCGAGAUCAGCAACAUUUAGGGCGGUAUUACUUUCGUCGAGACCGGUGUCGCGAGACGUCGAGGCUGUGCCUUAGAGGCCAAGGGUUUCUUUCUUCUUACCAGCACUGGCACUAUGUCAAC
Molecule: messenger RNA, 829 nt
Organism: Daldinia vernicosa
Lineage: Eukaryota; Fungi; Ascomycota; Sordariomycetes; Xylariales; Hypoxylaceae
Product: tropomyosin
Exons: 3
Coding region: 240-728 (162 amino acids)
Source: RefSeq, a predicted model, not a curated record